GAUGGGCUUGUGGGUGUGACUAAAAGAUUCAAAUUGGCCAUGCCAGAGAAAGACUAGGCAGUGAGCAACACUGAACAAAGAGCAAUUAAAAAGAUAGUGGAGUGAGAGUGAGAGUGUGGAAGAGGGAAGCAACAGAAAGAGAAGAAUUGGAAUAAAUGCAGCAAUCGGUCUGCUUUCUCUCUGUCUCCUCCUGCUUCUACUUCUUCUGGCGCCCCACCCGCUGCACCCGUUGCUCAUGUCACUUUGUAAACCAAUGAGAUAGCAAUAAAAGCGAAAAGACGACGGAGCACCCCGCAGCAGCGAUUCGAUGUUGUGCUUAUGAGCUAGCAGUCAAAACGACGGCAGCCGAGGGACUAGGAGGAAAGCCAAUGUCUGGAUUGGAACGUGACCAACAGCAACAAAGAGUAGAGCAGGUGAAGCAGCAGUGAAUAGAAAAGGAAACAACGGCAAUUUAGCCAGAUUGACGGAUCACCUCUUUGUUUAGCUAGAUCCUCAAGCGUGAGAGACAUAUUGGACACAGAGAGAGAGAGAGAUAGAGACACUCGCUUGGCUGGCGUCUAUAAAGUGUAAAUUGGCGUUGUUAUCUUAUGUUAAUUGAACCUAGAUCAUCAACGUGCACUGCCAUUAAUUUUAAACAUAAUUAUACAAACAAAAAUUAUCGUAAUUAGUAGAUUAAAACUUAAAGGAUCAGCACUUCAAAAUGUCCAACUCCCACUACAAUAACUACCAACAGCAGCAGCAGCAGGCUCAGCACUCCUCGUCGAACGGCGAUGAGUAUCAGCAUCAGCACCAGCAGAUGGUUCACCAUCCUCAGCGGUACAUGAAUGGACACGGAAUGAAGACCGUGGCAGUGCCCGAUAUGUGUCUAUUCUGUUUCGAAGUUCUCGACUGCGAGCUAAACAACAUCGAUGGCCCGGGAGUUCCAAUGUUUAGUAAUGAUGCUUAUCCCUUGUUUGUUACCUGGAAGAUUGGGCGUGACAAGCGAUUGCGCGGCUGUAUUGGUACCUUCAGUGCCAUGGAACUGCAUAACGGACUGCGCGAGUAUGCCCUAACCAGUGCUUUCAAGGACUCUCGUUUUGCCCCGAUCUCACGCGAGGAACUGCCCCGGCUGACUGUCUCUGUCUCUAUACUGCAGAACUUCGAGGAGGCUCAGGGCCAUUUGGAUUGGCAGCUAGGUGUCCAUGGCAUACGCAUCGAAUUUCUCACGGAGCGUGGCUGCAAGCGCACAGCUACCUAUUUGCCUCAAGUGGCCACCGAACAAGGCUGGGAUCAGUUGCAAACUAUUGAUUCAUUGCUCCGCAAGGGCGGCUAUCGGGCUGCCAUUACCCAGGAGAUGCGCAAAUCCAUCAAAUUGACCCGCUAUCGUUCACAGGAGAUUCAAAUGCAGUAUAAGGAGUAUCGCGAACACUUGGAACGCCGGGGCGUCCAAUUUGGCAAGGUGCAGUGCUAACAAUUAGAAAAGCCGGCAGCGCGGCAAUGAUCCUGGCUGAGGGCAGGUGUGGUGAUCGUUGUGCUCCUGCUGCUACUGGCCUUUGAAUUGAGCCAGGGCAUUGGAUUGCUUACCCGCAUGUUGCCCUUCCCCUAAGAAGCCCUUCUCAGCUUGGAUUCGCCACGCUUGCCUAACUCGAGUUUUAAAUACCCUCAAAUUCGCACUCCUGCCCUUAAAAAAAACAAAACAUAGAAAGUGUCGUAAAGUUUAUCGCUAUUUUGUUUACAUUUAAAGUUAAAUGCUUAAUACUUACUUAAUAAUUGCCGCCCAUUUCCAUCUAAAGGCAGCGCAUUUUAAAGCAAUUUGAGACGAUUACGGUAUACAUAUGUAUGUUUGCCGUUCAUAUAUUGAAACAUGUAUAACCUAAGCUCCAAUUCUUAAAGUUCGUUAUAUUUCAUUUCUAUUAUUGAUUGUGACCACCAGUUGGAUUUCAAAAUUCAAUCAAAAACCCUAAAACUAAAUAAAAUAUAUAGAAUAUAUAUAUUGCAGAAUCGAUACAAAAAAAAAUACAUAAAUCAAGAAAAAAAAAACGUUCAACAAUUAUAUUAAUAGUUUUAACAAUUACAAACAAAUUAUAAUUACUAAUUCUAAUUCAAUGCGCAAUAAAUAAAUAUCGACCUCUGUAGUCGUGCCAGACAAUGCGAAAGCGGA
Messenger RNA from Drosophila willistoni, 2140 nucleotides. RefSeq lists its product as uncharacterized. The record is from RefSeq and is a predicted model, not a curated record. The coding region runs from base 701 to 1450 and encodes 249 amino acids. The transcript has 3 exons. Lineage: Eukaryota; Metazoa; Arthropoda; Insecta; Diptera; Drosophilidae.